This is a messenger RNA of Anolis sagrei ordinatus, 2606 nucleotides long. Its product is annotated as serpin B6-like. Gene Ontology annotation, cellular component: cytoplasm. Gene Ontology annotation, molecular function: serine-type endopeptidase inhibitor activity. Lineage: Eukaryota; Metazoa; Chordata; Lepidosauria; Squamata; Anolidae. The record is from RefSeq and is a predicted model, not a curated record.
GCUGAGAGUCUUUCCCGGAGGCAGAGCCAGAGUCCCGGAAGAGGACUGUGAAUCAGCUUCCUCAGUCCUUUCUCUUUCCUUCCUGGUCUCAUCGCAGUCUCUCUGACCCAGCCGCCUGCUGAUUGACUCCUCUUUCUCCUCCCUUACUGCCUUUUGCUUCUCUGCUGCCGGUUUGGAAGCCCAAGAUCUCCCUUCUGUUGCUCAAUCGCACUGCACAGCGCCGCUAUUCUGCUUGAACUGCCAGGGACAAUCUUGGCUGAUUUGUAACUAGGUGAUACAGUCUACAGUGUCAGGUGUGAAAGAUGGAUAAACUCACAGCACCCAACACUAUAUUUGCCCUCAAUCUUUUCAAGGAGCUAAGUGAAAAGGAUACAACAAAGAACAUGUUUAUUUCUCCCAUGAGUAUUUCUUCUGCUCUCUCCAUGGUCUCUAUGGGAGCCAAAGGGAACACUGCAGACCAAAUGGCAACGGUAUUAUCUGUGCCCAAAGGUGGAGAGCUUCAUCAGGAGUAUGGGAAACUUAUUUCUGAAAUCAACAAGCCAGGCACCAAGUAUUUGUUGAAACUAGCCAACAGGCUUUUUGGAGAAGAGACAUAUGAAUUUCUUGCACCAUUUAUAGACUCCAGCCAGAAAUUCUACCAAGCUGGUCUAGAGAAACUGAGUUUCACCAAAAACUCAGAAGAUUCCAGAAAACAUAUAAAUGCCUGGGUAGAAGAACAGACGGCAGGUAAAAUUGCAAAUCUCCUUGCACCAGGAAUAGUUAACAACCUGACAAGGUUGGUCUUGGUGAAUGCUAUCUAUUUCAAGGGAAAUUGGGCAAGUCAGUUCCAGAAAGAACAUACGAUGGAACGACCAUUCAGGAUUAACAAGAAUGAAAGCAGGCCAGUGCAGAUGAUGUUUAAGAAAGCAAAAUACAACAUGACCUAUAUAUCAGAGUGUCGGACCAAAGUUCUGGAGAUCCCUUAUGUGGAUAAUGACCUGAGCAUGAUUAUUCUGCUUCCUGAUGCAAUUGAAGAUAAUUCCACAGGUCUGGAGAAGUUGGAGAGAGAACUGACCUAUGAGAAACUCAUGGACUGGAUCAAUCCAGAAAUGAUGGAUCUAACCCAAGUGGAGCUGUCUCUGCCCAAAUUUAAACUGGAAGAAAAGUAUGACCUGAAGCCUGUUCUGAUUGGCAUGGGGAUGUCUGAUGCUUUUCACGAGAGUGAGGCUGACUUCUCAGGAAUGUCACCCCAAAAUGACUUAGUCUUAUCUGAAGUUGUUCACAAAUCCUUUGUAGAGGUAAACGAAGAAGGCACUGAAGCUGCUGCUGCUACGGCGGCUAUUAUGAUGAUGCGGUGUGCUAUGAUUGUCCCACAAUUCACUGUCGAUCAUCCAUUCCUCUUUUUAAUUCGACACAACAAUACCAGAAGCAUCUUGUUCUAUGGUAGGUUUUGUUCUCCAUAAAAGUAGCAUAUUGGGCAGGUACAAUACAAACACAAGUUGUUGUGGCUCGUUUGGCAAUUUAUCAAGGUUUUGAUUUCAUAUCAGUAAUGUUUCUACUAAAUAAUGCUUGGUGCUUUAACUGGUGCUGUUGUGCCUGAAGCAGGCUUUUAUGCUACUGUUAAUAUUUGACAAAUGGUUAUGUCCCCAGAGAUCACUCCAAAAGAUGGUCCAGUGAAGGCAACUAUGACCUUAUUCUCAGUCCUUCUGCUGAGACAUAUGGAUAUUUGUUCAUAUUCCUUGUGUCUUAUUCAAUACAGGAUACAAUAUUGCACGGACUGGUGCAGAAGAUCAGGCAAGCCUUGCUAAGUGCACUUCUCUUAAUCUUUUGUAUGUAAAUUAUUCAAGAACAGAGGGCUUUGCAAGUGCCUUGAGUCCACUUUUGUGAUAGCUUUUCCAUUCUUGGUCUUCCUGUUUCCAAGGGGUAACUAUCACAUUUUCUUCACCUGAAUGUAUUCACUGGGAGCAUGGGGAUAAAACACUAGUUUACUUUUCUACCUCUGAUCUUUUGCUGCUAUUGUAUCUUAAAAUAUUUCUCUAGAGAAACAGCAUGAUUGGCAUAUCACAUUACUUACUUACUUUACUUACUUACUUAAGCAGAUACCACAUAAGCAGAUAUCCUCAGAUAUACUCUUCAUUGCUGCUUAUUCAUACCCACUUUCCAAUCACCUGUCAUUUCUCACAAUUUCUUUUGAACAAUCACACUAGCCUAACCCAGGACACUACACACGUACUCAUUUAUCCAUUUCUGGAUUUGCACCUUGCUUUCUUUACUCUAAAAUACCAAGUAAUAAUAUAGCAUACCAAAAUCACUCAAUACUACAAACUUGUCUAUGCAUGAAAAACAGGUAAAGCCCCAUAGUGACAUUUUAAAAAAAAAUCAACAGGCAAAGUUACAACAAAAUAUUAAAAAAGAAAGUUCAAGACAUUCCUGGAAACCUUUGAAAGAGUUAUGAUUUCUGAAUGUACAAAAUUUGACUUUGCAAAAAAUUAUUCUGAACCUGUUGUGAAAGACACUACUAUCUAUAUUUGCCUUUUGGAUGGACUGUUUAACAAAACAGUUUGAACUUUAUUUUAGAAAUGGCAUUCAACCUUGUUUGAUUGGAAUAAAAGCUAAAAACAAAUCUA